AUGUCCCCCCCGGGUCAGAGGCGUGUUUUGGGGACCCACUGGGGGGCGGGGGAGCCUCAGUGCAGCCGAACCCCCAAAUCCAGCCCAGCUGGGAGGAAACCGGUUGUGCUCAUCCUGUGGCCUCUGCCGGCUGCAAAUGCGGCCAAACCAGUUUGGAUGAGCCACCAGUGCCGUCACCGGAGCCCUUCGCUGGUGGGGAACCACAGGGCGAGAGAGGCUUCCUGGAGAGGUGAGUGGCCCCAGUGCUGGGAGUCUCUGAGGUCUCGUAGAGGGUUGAGCGGUGCUGCGAUGGGGGUCCCCAGGGAGUGUCUGAGCCCCCUCCCUGCAGCCGGUCGCACCUGUUUGCACCCGCUUUUGGUUUGGAAAUGGGGCGGGAAAGGUGGGAAAUGGGGGUGGUUUGGUGUGGAGCUGAUGGGGGACGUGAGAUCCCUGAAGGUGGGCUGGUCCCCAAGCUGGGGCUGGUGUCCCUCUCUGCAGGUGACAAGGAUGGCCACGGUGAUGGCCACCGGUGACGGGCUGGACCUGCAUGAGGAGUGGCAGGACGAGGACUUCCCCAGGCCCCUGCCAGAGGGGUGCCCAGGGGCUGGGGGUGCCCCGCGGCGCAUGCGGCGGCGGCUGCCAGUGCUGGAGCGGACCGAGAGCACCGAGCGCUCGCCCGACACCAGCAUCGACCUCAACCUGGACACGCUGGAGACGCCCUCGGGCAGCGACGGCUUCGAGUGGGAGGAGGAGCUGCCGCACGCCUGGGGCUUCACCGAAGGCGCUGGCGGCCGGCGGGUGCCUGACACAGAGGACGAGUGGCUGGAGGAGAGCGUGGAUCUGAGCGCGGUGGAGCCCUACAGCCGGGUCCUCUCCCACGGGGGUAAGGGGGGGACGGGCCCCCCAGGGUGGGACUCUGGGUGCCCUCCCGGGGCCUGCUGGGUCUGGGUGGGUGAUGGGUGCUGGCUGCGCCACCCUCCGCUCUGGGCAGGGUACCACGGUGAGGGCUUCGGCUCCGUCCUGCUCUUCGCCGCCUGCCACCUCCCGGACAGCAGCAUCCCCCGGUACGGCUACGUGAUGGAGAACCUGCUCAGGUACAUCACGGGCACCCUGGAGAGGACGGUGGCCGACCGCUACGUCCUGGUGUGCCUGAGCGGGGCGGCAGCACGGGGGCAGAUCCCCUCCUUCGGCUGGAUGAAACGGUGCUACCGGGCUAUGGAUCGGCGGCUCCGGAAGAGCCUCCAGGCUGUGAUCAUCGUCCACCCCACCUGGUACAUCAAGGCGCUUGUGACGCUUUCCCGGCCCUUUCUCAGCCCCACCUUCAGCGGCAAGGUCCGGUUCGCCGCCAGCCUGCGGGAGCUCUCCCGGCUGGUCCCAGUGGAGCCGGCGCACGUCCCCGAGCCUGUCCGGCGGCUGGAGCCAAGCUGGGAGAGCAGCCGGGACAUGACACGGUGACACACAGGGACAGGCGGUGGCAUCGGGGGCUCCGGGCGUGCCCAAAGCCGUCCCCAAGCACCCAUGGAGGGAAUAAAGGACUUGGAUGGGAACACUGUGCCCAGCGUGUGCGGGGGGUUUGGCAUCUCCUGGCAAAUUUGGCAGCCCUGGUAGCAGAGGAAGGCGAGGAGCCUCAUGGACACGCUCCUCAGGCCAGCACAAGGGGUUGGUUUGUUUUUCCCAAGGGUGGGGUUUUUGUCCCAGGGGAAGGAAACUGGAGUCAAGCAUUGCCACUCGCUUACCAACACCAACCACGCCACGGGGCUGGAAAAGCCUGGCUCCGCACAGGAGCAUCCCGGCGUGGCGUGGAGCACGGCAAAGGGGCAAGCCUCUGCCGCUCGGCCAUGAUGCCCGGCACGUGCUCUUUAAUAUUUAAUCCCAGUGCUUUUUAAAGUAUAUACACCCGCGCCCGAAUUCGGGAGCCCGAGUCCCUCCUCGGUUUGGGCCCCGUCCUGCCUCGGCCGGUGAAACUCUGGUGGCGAUCCUGGGCGGAGGUGACCCCACCACAAUCCUGCCUCCGAGGCGGCGGAGGCAGCCUAGUUGAUUUUUUUUUUUGAUCUAAAAAAAAAAAAAAUUAUAUA
Phalacrocorax carbo (great cormorant) is the source of this 2054-nucleotide messenger RNA. The record is from RefSeq and is a predicted model, not a curated record. Lineage: Eukaryota; Metazoa; Chordata; Aves; Suliformes; Phalacrocoracidae.